Messenger RNA from Arvicanthis niloticus (Nile rat), 969 nucleotides. RefSeq names its product mitochondrial ribosomal protein L55 (gene Mrpl55). Lineage: Eukaryota; Metazoa; Chordata; Mammalia; Rodentia; Muridae. Gene Ontology annotation, biological process: translation. The record is from RefSeq and is a predicted model, not a curated record. Gene Ontology annotation, molecular function: structural constituent of ribosome. Gene Ontology annotation, cellular component: mitochondrial large ribosomal subunit.
CACAACGCGCCGCGGGCGCCUGCCAGACACCUGGGUUAUGGUGGAGGAUUAUUAUCUACAGUGACAGGUUCCCUGUGUGGCCUCGCGUGGCUCGGCCUCAGUUUCUCACCUAUCGAGUAAAGUUCUGCACAGCGGAUCUACGAGGUCUCUCCCACGCUAAGGUGGCGGCCGCAGCAGGGCCUACAUCAGAGCUAGUGGCUGCUUCCUCCUGCCAUCACAGUGCUAAAGAAAAACAAUGCCUUUGGGCAGCCUGCUUGGCCUGCUGAGGCCCUGUGCUAUGAGAGCAGCCUGUCCUGCACCCCGAAACCUGCACACAUCCCCCUGGAGAGCUGACUGCAGCAGAGCGUCUCUCACCCGGCUACGCCGCCAGGCCUAUGCGCGUCUCUACCCUGUGCUGUUGGUCAAGCAGGACGGCUCCACUAUCCACAUCCGAUACCGGGAGCCACGACGCAUGCUAGCGAUGCCCCUAGACCUGGAUGCCCUAUCUCCAGAAGAGCGCAAGGCCCGAUCCCGAAAACGUGAGGCUCAGCUCCAGCAGAAGAGGGAAGAGGAGCCAGAGAUGGUUGACAAUUUUGACACUGAACGAUACAAACAGUUUUGGACCAAGACCAAGAAGUAACUCUGUCAGGGAGUUCCACCGGAGCCAUUUUGUAAGGAUGGAGGGCAUCUGUUUAUCAUACAUUCUUGAACCAUAGCCUCCUGUCAUUGUCGUUUCUUAUGUGGAAGCCCAGUCCUGAUCUCAUCAUUUCUGAGAAUUAUGUGCCAGGUCAAAGCCAGAUUGAAAGGCUUUGCUUUAGGGUCCAUUUAGGUCAGACCUGUGGGUUUUUGUUUUUUUUUUUUUUUUUUUGAUUAUUUGGUUUUUUUGAGACAUGGUCUUACCCUGGUAGGUCUAGAACUCAAUAUGUAAACCAGGCCUGACCUCCUGAGAGCUGGGAUUAAAGGUAUGAGACCUCUGGGUUUUCAACACUG